UGACUUGCCUACCCUCAUUCAAAGCUACGAAUGGGCAUCAAGUCAAACCCUUCGUUCUUUGGAAAACCACUCCCUUAUAACUAGCUCAAUUUCAUCUUCAAUUGCACUUCCUUGCUAACAAUUCCAAGCAAUGGAUUCCGGGGAGAAGCGGCUCAAUGAGUUGGGUUACAAGCAAGAACUCAGAAGGGAAAUGACUUUGUUCAAGACUCUGGCAAUAUCAUUUUCUACGAUGACCCUUUUUACUGGGAUUACUCCCCUUUACGGUUCAAGCCUUUUAUAUGCAGGUCCUGCAAGCCUUGUCUGGGGUUGGGUUGUUGUUUCAUUCUUCACCUGGUUUGUUGGCAUUGCAAUGGCUGAGAUCUGUUCCUCUUUUCCAACCACUGGCUCACUAUACUUCUGGGCAGCCCAUUUAGCAGGCCCCAAAUGGGGUCCAUUUGCAUCAUGGUGUUGUGCUUGGCUUGAGACUAUAGGACUCAUUGCUGGGAUUGGUACUCAGGCAUAUGCAGGGUCACAAACACUGCAGAGUAUAAUCUUACUAUGCACAGGCACAAAUAAAGAUGGUGGAUAUUUUGCUCCUAAAUGGCUCUUCUUGUGCAUGUACAUGGGCCUCACUGUUAUAUGGGCAGUUCUCAACACAUUUGCAUUAGAAGUGAUUGCUUUCAUUGAUGUAAUCUCUAUAUGGUGGCAGGUUAUUGGUGGUUUGGCUAUUGUUAUAAUGCUUCCCAUGGUGGCACUGACUACAAGAUCUGCUUCAUAUGUGUUUACCCAUUUUGAAAUGGCACCCGAGUCAACAGGAAUAUCAAGCAAACCUUAUGCAGUCAUUUUAUCUUUCCUUGUAAGUCAGUAUUCACUAUAUGGAUAUGAUGCAGCAGCUCAUCUAACGGAAGAAACAAAAGAUGCAGAUAAAAAUGGUCCCAUUGCAAUUCUUUCUAGCAUUGGCAUCAUUUCAAUAUUUGGAUGGGCCUAUAUCUUGGCACUUACUUUUAGCAUUCAGGAUUUUAGCUACCUAUAUGAUACAACCAAUGAGACUGCUGGAGCAUUUGUGCCAGCUCAAAUACUAUAUGAUGCAUUCCAUGGGAGGUACCAUAAUGCUGCUGGAGCAAUCAUUUUGCUAUUUGUCAUUUGGGGUUCAUUCUUCUUUGGAGGGCUUUCGAUCACCACCAGUGCAGCAAGAGUGGUGUAUGCUCUAUCAAGAGAUCAAGGAAUUCCUUUCUCAUCGAUAUGGAGACAAGUGCAUCCAAAGCACAAAGUUCCCUCAAAUGCAGUGUGGCUUUGUGCAGCCAUCUGCAUUCUGCUAGGACUGCCAAUUUUGAAAGUCAAUGUAGUCUUCACUGCCAUAACUUCCAUAUGCACAAUUGGAUGGGUUGGUGGCUAUGCAGUUCCAAUUUUUGCUAGAAUGGUAAUGGCUGAGAAGAAUUUCAAAGCUGGGCCAUUUUAUUUGGGCAAAGCCAGAAGGCCAGUCUGCUUCAUUGCCUUUCUUUGGAUUUGUUAUACCUGUUCUGUCUUUCUUUUGCCAACUUAUUACCCAAUUUCCUGGGAUACUUUCAACUAUGCACCGGUGGCUUUGGGCGUUGGUUUGGGUUUGAUAAUGCUUUGGUGGGUGUUGGAUGCAAGGAAAUGGUUCAAGGGACCUGUUAGGAAUAUUGAGAUUCCAAAUGAAAAGGUUUAACUUUGAUUGCAAAUUCAAACACAUUAUUACUGGAACCUCCAAGUUCCAUCAGCUGAAUUUCGAAUAGUGCUGUAAUUUCCUUUUCUCUGUUAGUUAGAUGACUCUUAUACUUGAA
Hevea brasiliensis (rubber tree) is the source of this 1784-nucleotide messenger RNA. RefSeq names its product amino-acid permease BAT1 homolog. Bases 131 to 1669 code for a protein of 512 amino acids. The record is from RefSeq and is a predicted model, not a curated record. The transcript has 7 exons. Gene Ontology annotation, biological process: amino acid transport; transmembrane transport. Gene Ontology annotation, molecular function: transmembrane transporter activity. Gene Ontology annotation, cellular component: membrane. NCBI's taxonomy places the organism in Eukaryota, Viridiplantae, Streptophyta, Magnoliopsida, Malpighiales, Euphorbiaceae.